AUGCCCAAGACCAUCGAAUUAAUUCAAUCAACAAGUAAUGGGUUUUUUUCAUCAGUGUUCACUACAGGUUUUGAAGUGUUCUGGAGCAGUAAUGACAAAAAGGAACGAAUAUCUGACAUAGAUAAUUCAGUUGAUGAGAGGAUUUUGAAGAAGAAAGCCAUUAAUGCAUCUACCAAGUUCAAGCACUCUCUCAGCAACAAGAGCGCAAGAACAAAAAGUGAUUCUGUCUACAUCGAGGAUGUCAGAGAUGUCGAGGAGCUUCAGGCCGUUGAUGCCUUUCGACAUGCAUUGCUAACCGACAAGCUGCUUCCCACUAGACACGAUGACUAUCACAUGAUGUUGAGGUUCUUGAAAGCCAGGAACUUUGACAUGGAGAAAGCAAAACUCAUGUGGGCUGAUAUGAUUCAAUGGAGAAAAGAGUUUGGCACUGACACUAUUCUUCAGGAUUUUGAUUUCGAAGAGAUUAAUGAAGUUCUGGAGUACUAUCCACACGGUUAUCACGGUGUUGAUAAAGAAGGCAGACCCAUUUACAUUGAAAGGCUGGGGAAAGUUAAUCGUUACGGACUCAUGCAAGUUACAAGCAUGGAUCGAUAUGUAAAAUAUCAUGUAAAGGAGUUUGAGAGGAGCUUUAUGAUCAAGUUUCCUUCCUGCACAAUUGCUUCUAAGAUGCAUAUUGACUCCAACACAACUAUUCUAGAUGUUCAGGGACUGGGAUUGAAAAACUUUACCAAGUCUGCUCGGGAGCUUAUCACAAGAUUACAAAAAAUCGGUGGGGAUAAUUAUCCUGAGACUCUCCACCAAAUGUUUAUUGUGAAUGCGGGGCCUGCAUUCAGACAUCUUUGGAUGGCUGUGAAGGGCUUUAUAGACCCAGAAACAUCUUCCAAAAUUCAUGUCCUUGGAAACAACUAUACGACCAAAUUGCUUGAAGUUAUUGAUGCCGACGAGUUGCCUGAGUUCUUGGGAGGUACAUGUACUUGCGCGGAUCAAGGUGGUUGUAUGCUAUCUGACAAAGGACCAUGGAAAACCCCGGAAAUUUUGAAGAUGGUGCAUCAUGGGGAAGCAAGUCGGGUGAAGCAAGUGGUGGAAGUUUUAAACAGGGAGGGGAAUGUCACUGCUUAUCCAUGGAUAAAUGGAAGUGACACUUCCACUGCAGAGUCCGGAUCUGAUGCCGAGGCAAAGAGAGUGGAUGAAACGAUCCCGGGGCUAUGA
This is a messenger RNA of Eruca vesicaria subsp. sativa (arugula), 1209 nucleotides long. The record is from the annotation of a GenBank genome assembly. NCBI's taxonomy places the organism in Eukaryota, Viridiplantae, Streptophyta, Magnoliopsida, Brassicales, Brassicaceae.